Messenger RNA from Cuculus canorus (common cuckoo), 1960 nucleotides. RefSeq names its product platelet activating factor receptor (gene PTAFR). Gene Ontology annotation, biological process: G protein-coupled receptor signaling pathway; chemotaxis. Gene Ontology annotation, cellular component: membrane. The transcript has 3 exons. The coding region runs from base 376 to 1440 and encodes 354 amino acids. NCBI's taxonomy places the organism in Eukaryota, Metazoa, Chordata, Aves, Cuculiformes, Cuculidae. The record is from RefSeq and is a predicted model, not a curated record. Gene Ontology annotation, molecular function: platelet activating factor receptor activity; G protein-coupled purinergic nucleotide receptor activity.
CGACGCCCUCCUUCUGUGCAAGUUCCUUCCCUGUGCAGGAGCACGCUGGCAGCUCAGCCCCGCCGACAGCUCCAUUUGCAGCAGGGACCUGCUGGGCUCUGCUGGGCCAGGUGCUCUGCGGCCCCGAGUGACUCUGCAGUCAUGCUGCACUUGCUCCCAUUCUGGUGUCCUCUUCUGGAGAGCUGCCUGCUUGGAAACCUUCCAGCCCCAGGCCAGAGAAAAUAACACCUGGGAGAAGACCAAGCAUCCUCAGCAAAACACCCAUCACUGCUCUGCCGAAGCUGAAGAUGGCCACGUCUUGCUGAAUCCUUUUGACUGCGGUAAGAAGAAAAGCUACAGCAGUAAAUUGUGCUUCAGACGUGCCCACUCAGCACCAUGAUGUCGGGAAAGGGUAAAGGUGGUGCUGAAGGUAGCACUGAGUCCUACAUUUUAUGCCACAUAGACUCAGAUUUUCGCUACACCCUCUUCACUGUUUUCUACAGCAUCAUUUUCAUUCUGGGCUUUGUUGCCAACUGCUAUGUGCUCUGGAUUUUCAGCCGUAUUUACCCCACCAAGAAACUCAAUGAAAUCAAGAUAUUCAUGGUGAACCUGACAGUAGCUGACCUACUCUUCCUGGUUACGAUGCCGAUGUGGAUUGUUUACUAUAACCACCGUGGAGACUGGAUAAUGCCCGAGUUCCUCUGCAAUGUGGCUGGCUGUUUAUUUUUCGUUAACACCUACGCUUCUGUUGCCUUCCUGACGGUCAUCACAUACAACCGUUAUCAAGCUGUGACUAAUCCCAUUAAAGCUGCUCAGUUUACCACCCAGAGAAGGGGCAUCUACUUAUCCGCAGCUAUCUGGAUCAUAAUAGUGGGCAGCUCUUUGUAUUACCUUUUUGACAACAAUACUAACGAGGAGCCGGUCGAGUCAAAGAAUUUCACGCGGUGCUUUGAGCGCUAUGACUCUUCUAGUGGUGUUUCAGCAGUUCUCGCCAUUCACGUCAUCAUCUGCAUUCUCUUCUAUAUCAUUUUCUUUUGUAUCCUAGGCUGGAACAUCAUCAUUAUCAGAACUCUGUUCUCCAAACCAGGGCACCCACGGAAGAGCACUCAUGUCAAGCAAAGGGCGCUCUGGAUGGUUUGCACAGUGCUGGCUGUGUUCAUUGUAAGCUUUGUACCUCAUCACAUCGUGCACCUGCCCUGGACCUUGACUGUUCUGGAGCAGUGGAAGAAGGAAGACUGUCUGUUGCGCCAACGACUCAAUGAUGCUCACCAGGUGACUUUGUGCCUCUUGAGUAUGAACUGUGUGUUGGACCCAAUCAUCUACUGCUUCCUCACCAAGAAGUUCCAGAAACAUCUUUCAGAAAACCUGAAAAGCAUGAAAGGGAGUCGCAAGUGCUCCAGGCAAACCACGGACACGGUGAUUGAGGGCACCAUUCACCAAGAGGAUGCCAUCAGAAUCUAGGUCUAAGCCAAGUGCACUAAAGUUACCCAUGGUUCCAGCCCAAAUAGCACCAUCCCUGGUCCUUUGCCUGCCCAGCUCCCACAAAGAAUCCAGUAUCAGAGCCAUAAAAGACUUCUAAAAGACAUGGAAGAACAGACCGAGUUGCUAGCAUCAUCAAGUGAAGCAUUCUGAGAAGCUUGCAUGGUUCUGUGAAGAGAAUCUGAGCUGAAGAAUCUCUUGAGUGGCUGGAAGUGACACAGUCCAAGGAGUUCCUCCAAUUCCAUCAAAGAAGAGAUCAACACCUCUGAUCUCUCCCUACUCGCAUGGUCUGCUGGAAUCCAUAGUUAACAGAUGCCUGUGAGUAGCUCUUACAAACUCUUGCCUUUGCUCCCAGCCCUUGAAUUAGUCAAGGAACUGGAGUAGUGGGCAAGAAAAGGAGGAAGAAUUAGCAGAGCCUCAGCUCCCAUGCCGCGAUCAGCAUUAUGUCCAACGAGACUAUUGUCUGCCCUGGCUUCUUGAAUGAUAGCAGGGCUGGCAAACC